This is a messenger RNA of Bradysia coprophila, 4218 nucleotides long. RefSeq lists its product as uncharacterized. Gene Ontology annotation, biological process: regulation of transcription by RNA polymerase II. Gene Ontology annotation, molecular function: RNA polymerase II cis-regulatory region sequence-specific DNA binding; DNA-binding transcription factor activity. NCBI's taxonomy places the organism in Eukaryota, Metazoa, Arthropoda, Insecta, Diptera, Sciaridae. The record is from RefSeq and is a predicted model, not a curated record.
UCUUCAGUUCUUUGACUAACGUCAACCAGUGAGUAGUCUAUACCAGCCGGAGUAAAUUGAGUGUUAAGAACAGUUGUUUGCUGUAAAAAAUUGUGUUCUAUACUGUAAGGACGCUUCUGCUGGAUGCAAAACCAUUUUCAUUGGAGAAAAAAUUUUCAAAUUGAAUUUCCGGCAUUUAUCUUAAAAAGCGAUAAGGAAAAUUGCCAAUGAAAUAGCAGCGCCCGAACAAUGUCGUCCUCAAUGAUGCGAGGCACUAUAUCAAUCAAUUCACCACACAGCCUCAACAUGCGGGACAAUUUAAUAAUACAAAUCGAUGAUUCGAGCAAUGAUUCCGAUGACAACACCCUACACAUUGUUGAAGAUUCAGUUGACGAGUUGAUCGAAAUCGAUGAUGAAUCAGAGUCGGAUGAGCAAGCCAUUGACUUAUCGAUGUCUAGCAGGCAGUACUCAUCGAAUAAGCAUGCAGAACCGAUUAAUUUUAGCAAAAUCUACUCAGCACCGCCCAAGUAUGUUGAACAAAUCAACAAUCAUCAAUUACCAAAAGUAUCCGUACUCUAUCAACCCUAUGCCGGAUUAAACGGAAACAGCAACGUGAACAGAUCGAUAUCGUCGAGCACUCCGAAUGUUUCACAUCUGCAAAACAAUGGCGUUUCAUGGAAAUUUGAAAACGGCGAUUCAACCGUCACUGCUCCGACGAGCAAUUUCCAAUUGAGUAAUUUGCAGUGUACCGAUGUAGUGCAACCAGUUAUCAGCGAAACCUUUGUAUAUCAAUGUGAGUUUUGUUCGGAAAGCUUUUCAUCGGAUCAGCUGCUUAUCGAUCACUGUGCACGAAUACACACAAAAGACGUAAAAUGUCAGCACUGCGAAAAGACGUUCUAUUGGGAAAAGGAUCUGCACUUCCAUAUGCGAAAGCACAUAAAAAAAGGCCGAGGAUUUAAGUGCCAGAUAUGCACAGGCCUAUUUAUCAAAAACAGCGAUCUGAAAGCCCACAUGAAAAUCCAUGACGAAGAGGAUGCAUCUGCCGAUAGUUCAAUUACGUGCGACAUUUGCGAUAAAGCAUUUAAAGCGAACCGAUUGCUGCUCGAGCACAAAAAACGUUUCUUACACAAACAGUGCGAGGUCUGCCUGGAAUAUUUCAGUUCGGAUGCGACACUGUUCCAGCAUUAUCAAUUAGUCCAUGUAACACAAACGGUCGCAAGUUAUGGUUGCGAUCAAUGCGACGAAGUGUUUCCAAAAAAAUGCCUGCUGAAGCUCCAUCGCGAUAAGCAUCGUCUGUACGUGUGCGAAUUAUGUUCGGCCGAAUUUCGACGCAAGGACGACAUAAAAUCACAUUUACGAUUGGAUUGCACGAAGAAAACUUUGUUCAAUUGUUCCGUUUGCAGCAAAUCGUUCAUUUUGGAAAGUAACUUAAAGUCGCACAUCAGCAGCCGACACUACGAUCGCAAUAAAUGCGAAUUUUGUUCGAAAAAGUUUCUACAAAAUUACGAAUUGGAAGAACACCUGUCGCACCACAACAUCGAGCACCCGUAUCAAUGCCAAAUCUGUUUGGCGCCCAUGACGUCAAAGCGCAUUUUCAAUUUUCACCUGAAAUCGCACAAUUAUCGAACGAAAUUCCAAUGCGAAAAAUGUUGUCGAUGGUUCCUCAGCGGUCACAUUUUGCAGAAUCAUUUAAAAUUGCACUCAAGGGACACGUACAACUGUACCAUUUGUACGAUGUCAUUUUCCGAUCCGCUCCGAUUCGAACAGCAUGUGCGCAGCCACGACGAAAACAAAUUCCAGUGUGACCUGUGCAAACGCAGUUUCCGUAACAGACAUUUGAUCUUCCUGCAUAUGAUCGAUACGCAUCAGUCGCGAAAGAAUUGCCAUAUUUGCCACAAAGAGUUCAUUAACCAGGGACGGUUGCGGACGCAUUUAAAAAGCCAUUACGUUAAAGUGGAAUUGCCGGACGGUGUUUAAAGGAUCGUACGGGUAUGUAGAGAAAAUAUAUGUAACCGAAAGCAAUUAUUCAAUAAUGAUGUCAAUUAAUUCAAUUAAAAUCAAUGUCUAUCCCAACUACACUUUUAUAUAAGAAAAAAAACUUAAACUAUUCGUGCGGGAUGUUGGUACUAGAUAUUAGAAUGUUCAAUGUGGUAGGAGACUAAGAAUUUUAAUCUUAUGAUUCAUCAAAAUGUUUGUAUAUUCAAACCUUUCCUUAGGCUACAAAAUGUCUAUUUUUUUUACAGCUCUUGUUUGCUUAGUUGUAAAAUCUAGUUUUUUAUAUUUUUGUCAAAUAUUUAAUAAAACAGAAGAAUCUAAAGACAAAUACCAAAGUUUCCACAUAAGAAAAAAGAAAGAAAACAUCCCCGACCUUGACCUUCCUUCCUUCCUUCCUUCCUUCUUUAUCCAUCUAAUUCGAUAAAAUAUAUCUACUCGCAGCACGGAAAUGAUUCAUUAUCGGAUGACAAUUGCGUUAAAUUUAUAAUGGUUUGAACUGUGUCCUUUUGACAAAAUUCUGAUUCUUUAAAAAAAAACAGUCCAAACAAGGAUGUAAUCUACUAUUCCCGGUGAUUUGGUUUUCGGCAAACGUUCUAAUAACCAACUAUUUAAACACAGGCUCGCGUAUUAUUUUCAUACCCGGCACUAAAACUAUUAAUCUGUCGAAUCGUUUGGUAUUGUAGCUACAGUAUUCCAUUAAUUAACGCAUACUCAAACCAAAACUCCUUUUUUACGGUUUCAAAUCGAUCUCUAACGAUUUUGGUUUUACCCUCAAAAAAACUUGUUCAAACUUCCAACCGAAAAAUGUAAAACAAUUUUGUCGUAGAUCACACAAACACUUUGCUUGCGUCAUGUUUGUUAAAAAAAUAUUUUCUCUUAAUAUUCUUCGUUUAACGAAAAAAAUGAUUUGUCAUGCUGUGUUUGUUGUGUAAAGAAUUUUUUGUUAGACAUAUACGAAGGUUUUCUGCAAAUACGACGAACAAAAUUCGGUCUGGCACUAUUUAGGCCCUAACGUCUAGCAUCAAAUGUUUGAGUCAGGUUAAAUUAUGGUUACCAAAUUGGUGAGAGACUGAGCUGCAUGAAGAAUAGAAUUUAAAAAUUUGUCAGGCGGGGCACAAAUGGGUGAUCAAUCAAUAAGAAUUUAAUUUUCACAUUUUUCACAUUUUUCACACCUCAUGUCAGGGCCUAAUAUUUCAGUAAAUUUCACUUAAGAAAUGCACUUUAGUGAAAUAAUUCUCAGCAUUAGGCCCUGCCUUAUGUUGGACAAGUAUACUUACUUUAUACCGACACCGAUUUCGUAAGCUCUUGGCUUACAAUAAAACAUUCACACAAGCUUCUCAAAGCUCAUACAGGAAAGGGCAAUCAAAUUUCAGCCGAAAUUUGCUUCAGCUUCACAAAACUCGCUGUGCAUGUUCAUGCGUUUCUACCACUGCCACGCGCAUGCGUGUACUGGUUUAUCCGUAUAAACACUCAUAACCAUUUUUGUUUGUCUGAGUGAAUAAGCUUAAAAAAUCAGUUUAAGCUAACUUAAGUUGAAAUUGGAUCGCCCUUUCCUGUACUUCGUUUAACUUCGCAAAUAUUAAUUUGAAAUAUCAUCUGAGAAUUAAGAAAGUUUUCAAAAAAUCUAUCGUACUCAUUUGACGGUCUGAUCAUUAUUUAACAAAAAUAUCGAAAAGUGGCUUAAAGCCCAGCCUAUUUUCUGUGAGAAACACACAUUCCUUAAACGGCAUAGUCAGGAAUUUGUAUACCAAAUUGGUACAAGUGAAGUAUCGAGACUUAUAUGGAAACAAUAAUGAAAUUCGUAUGAAUGCACAUUAUCAUAUGUAUGUUUGUUUGUGCCAGGUGUAUGAACACAGCUGAAGAAACAAUGUCAGAUCGUUUGAAAUCGUAAAAAAACUAAACAAAAAAGAACAAAAAUUCCUAAAAAAAUUCGACGAAUUCGAAUUAUUCAAUGAAAAUUCGUCUUCUCGCUAAACAACCUUCUCAUGUCCACUUCCUUCUCAUGUCCACUUUUCGUUCCGAUUUCCCAGUUUGUCUUUUUCUUCAUUCCUAUCCAACUGCCAUGUGAAACUAACUUUUCUGUGCUUUGUAUGGAAGUAAUUACAUAAUGUUAACUUUAUAAAAACCAAAAAUAGUAUUUAAGCUUUGUCGCCUAUUAUUUUAUUUGAUAAUUUUUUUUUAGUAAUUAUAUACCGAGAGCCUGGAGGCAACUCAGUCUCUCGUUAGUCAACGAUUUGAAUUCUA